CUCCCACAACCCCCGCCUUGUAUUCAACCACCUUCGAUCAUCAAUCGCAGUCAGUUAAGAGUCUGAUUCAGCACCCACCCUGAUUUCUUGAGCAAGUAAAGUUGCAAUGGAUAAUCAUAUACGCAAGAUAAUUGAAGUUGUGCGAGCCAGACAAUUGCUGGCAGUUAACCUGAUUUGCUUAUUGUUGGCUUUCGUUGCACUCCGUAGACUGUCAACCAAAAAGCGUGCUAAUUUACCUGCUAGAGAUGAAAUUUUACAACGACGAUACGUACGAAAAGAGAUGUUACGCGGUCCUUCAAACGGCGGUAAAUGCCAUGACCUUAUCCGCAUGAGUGAGCACUCUUCAAGCGCAAAGAAACGUAAGAGUAGAAAAAGAAAAGUUGAACAACAAGAUGAAGAUUUAGCCUCUAUGAUUAUGAAUAGUGUUGGUAGUGUGGCUAAUGCUAUUUUAGAAGGCAAUAAAAUUAUUCAGGAGAGCAAUAAAAUACUAGAAAGAGCUUAUCGUCGCGAGUACACAUGUGAAGAAAUCUAUAAUGAACUGGAGCUGAUGGGUUUGGAAUCGCAUGAAAUACCAAGGACUUUAAAUUACUUGGCGGCCAACCAAGCAAAAGCAAGGGCGCUAUUUAGUUGUCCUCCUCAGAUACGGUUGGGUUUACUACGAGAUAUGAUGGGUUCUGGUAACUAAGCGAGUUUAGGAUACAUAUAUCUAGUUGAAGUUUUUCUUGUUUGGCAACUUUGUACAUUUAUGACUUUUAUUUCUUUGUUGGGUAUUUUACUAUAUGUUUAUGGAUCUUGCUUUCUCAAUGAUUUUGUUUCUUUC
Messenger RNA from Helianthus annuus (common sunflower), 820 nucleotides. RefSeq lists its product as uncharacterized. The record is from RefSeq and is a predicted model, not a curated record. Bases 107 to 685 code for a protein of 192 amino acids. The transcript has 2 exons. NCBI's taxonomy places the organism in Eukaryota, Viridiplantae, Streptophyta, Magnoliopsida, Asterales, Asteraceae.